CGCCGGUGGGUCCGCCGAGGAGGCGCCGCCGCCGCUGCAGCUCCUGGUAGCGGGGAGGAGGAGAGCCCGUGUGCGCGAGCAAGCAAGCAAGCGAAGGGGGCUCGCGCUUGGCUGCCCACCUCCGCGCCCCGGGACAGCGCCCGCCGCACCCCCGCCGCGCGCGCGCCACCCCCUCUCGCAGCCUGGCGCUGGGUAACGCUGUGGUCUCUCUGCGCAGGGGCUAUGGAGGACGAGGAGCGGCAGAGGAAGCUGGAGGCUGGCAAAGCCAAGCUUGCUCAAUUUAGGCAAAGGAAAGCACACUCUGAUGGGCAGAAUGCACCCAAGAAGCAGAAAAAAAAGAAAAAGGUAUCAAAUACCAAAGACGAGGAAUUGGUGCAAGAAGGUCUGGAGAUUGAGCAGUCACAAGAAGAUGUAUCUGCACACAGCUGUCAAAGAGGAGCAGCUGCUGCAUCUGACUUUGCUAUGGUGAGGACUUUGCACAGUGACGAAAUAAUCAAGCAUCAUCAAACAUAUACUGCAGAGCUGGAAAGUGAGAUUUCCACCACAGCUGAUGAUUAUAGCUCCGAGGUAAAUGGUUGCAGUUUUUUGACAAGAACAGAUAUACCUACAGACUUUAUCAGGGAAGAAGAAUUUGGAUUUGGAGAGAAUUGUUCUGAGCAUGAGUUGCAGCAUUCAGUGACACGGCUGGAGAUGAUGGAGAAUGCAUUGGCUGGAAAACAACAAGAGAUUGAAGAGCUAAACAGAGAGCUAGAAGAAAUGAGAGCAGCAUAUGGUACAGAAGGAUUGCAACAGCUACAAGAAUUCGAGGCUGCUAUCAAAAAAAGAGAUGACAUUAUCACACAGCUCACAGCUAAUCUGCAGCAAGCAAGGAAAGAAAAGGAUGAAACAAUGAGGGAAUUUUUGGAGUUGACUGAACAGAGUCAAAAACUGCAAAUUCAGUUUCAACAUUUGCAGGCAAGUGAAGCUUUAAGGAACACCAGUCAUAGUAGCACAGCUGCUGACUUACUGCAGGCCAAACAACAGAUACUUGCAUAUCAGCAACAGCUAGAAGAACAAGAACAGUUACUGAGGAGUUAUCAAAUGAAAAAUGAAGAUUUUGAAGUACAGGUAUCUCUGCUGCAGCAGCGAGUCACUGACAUUGAGAUGGAAAAAUACAAGGCUGUAGAAGAUUCUGCUAAGAAGAAACUAAAAGAAAAAGAAACAAUUAUUGAAGAAUUGGAGGCAAAAAUGAUAGAAGCAGAAGAAAAUGUAUUUGCUCUUCAGAAAAAAUUAUCAGCUGCUGAGAAGUUAGUUGAGGAAGUAAAGGAGGAGGCCUUACAAAAGAAUCAAGAAAUACAUAACGUGAGAGUAGAACUAACAAGCUCCAAGCAGAAAGAACGACAGUGUUCUGAUGAAAUAAAACAAUUAAUGGGUACUGUGGAAGAACUGCAGAAACGAUGUCAUAAAGAGAGCCAGCUUGAGAAUGACAUUGUACAGAGAAUGGAACUUGAUGCACAAAGGAGACUUGCAGAACUCCGGGCAGAACUGGAGGAAGUGCAUGGGCAGCAGAUCGUACAGAUGAAGCAAGAGUUAGUUAGGGAGCACACAACAGAAAUUGAAAAACUGCUUGCUCAGCAAAAAGCAGAUCAGGAAAGAACUUUGAAUUUAUAUUCUGCUAAUGCUAGUGAAGACCAAAUACAGUUAAUGAAUAUUGCAAUUAAUGAGUUGAAUCUCAUGGUGCAGGAUGCUAACUACCAGAGAGAAAAGGUAAGGCAGGAUUUGUCGCAACAACUGGAACUUGUGUCCUCAGAAAAGUCUUCUCUACAAAAUCAAGUUGAAGAUCUUUGUCAAGAGCUGAGUUUUGCAAGAGAGCAAAUUCAGAGAGCCAAGCAGACUAUACAUGAAAAGGAAUCUAAGUUACAAGAAGCAGACAAGUUACAAAUCAUUGUUGGUGAUCUAAAAGCCCAACUUGCCUCUGCAUCUGAGAUCAAGGAAGAACAUGAGGCAGAAGUUACAAAUUACAAAAUAAAACUUGAAAUGUUAGAAAGAGAAAAGAAUGCUGUUUUGGACAGGAUGGCUGAAUCUCAAGAAGCUGAACUAGAGAGACUGAGGACCCAACUUUUAUUCAGUCAUGAAGAGGAACUAUCAAAACUUAGAGAUGAUUUACAACAAGAACACAAAAUAAACACUCAAAAUCUUAAAGAUAAUUUUGUUAUGCAAAAUAAACAGCAGUUAGAUGAGUUACAGAAUGAAAUGAGCAAAAAGAUAGAAGCUAUGCAAUUUGAAAAUGACAACUUAAUAACAAAACAGAAUCAGCUCACAUUAGAAAUAUCAAGGCUGCAAGAUUUGCAGCAGUCCAUUGUAAACUCUAAAUCCGAAGAAAUGAUGCUUCAGAUCAAUGAACUCCAAAAAGAGAUAGAAAUCCUUAGACAAGAAGAAAAGGAAAAGGGUACACUUGAACAGGAAGUUCAGGAGUUGCAACUUAAAACAGAGUUAUUAGAAAAGCAAAUGAAAGAAAGAGAGGAUGGCCUUAAAGAAAAAUGUAUAUUGCUUGAAACACAAAACAACGUUCUUGAAGAUGAAAUGAAUACCUUGAAAGAGAAGUUAAAAAAAUAUGCUGUUACAAAUAUGGAAGAAAGCUUGAUCUUCAUAGAUGGUGUUAGUUCCAAGUCACAGGACUCUGAUUUGCUAAAAAGAAUAGAAAAUCUGAUUGCAGAAAAUGAGAAGCUUAUAAAAGAAAAUAUUGAACUUAAAGAAGAUAUUGAGAAACUAAAUAACUCACUUUCAUUUGCUGAGAUAAAAUUUGAACAUAAUUAUCAGGAACUCCAAGAAAAAUAUGCUUCUCUAAUUAAAGUAAAAUCUGAUUUAGAAGAGAGCAAGAACAAACAAGAAGCUGAGUACAAAGCCAAGCUUCAGACCUUGAUGGAUGAGAUCCACCAUCUACAGGAAGAUAUGCCAGUUGUAUUGAAAGCUCAGCGUACAGUCCUUCAAAGUAAAAGAGAGAAAAUAUUAAGAUCAGAAACAUUUGAUGUUGAGGAAAUAGUAGAAAAAGACACAACAGAACUUAUGGAAAAACUUGAGAUCACCCAGCGUGAGAAACUGGAACUUUCACUGAGACUUUCAGAUCUUUCUGAACAAUUAAAAUUGAAACACAGUGAAAUCUGCAGAUUAAGUGAAGAAGUUAUAUCUCUAAAACAAGAUAAAGAACACAUUUCAGCAAGGUGUAAGGAACUAGAACUUGUCGCUAGUUGUGGACAGGAAGAGAAUAUGAAAAUAUGUGAACAUAAGACAAAAUAUUCCAAUGGGAAGUCACAUACAGGCCUUUCUGCAGUUUUGGAACCAGGAGUCUUUGCACCUGAUUUGUCCAAAGAAUUCGACAGUGCAGUAAGAGAAGAGAAACUGAUAUCAAGCAGAAGUUUAGCUGAACAAUUUUCAACUGAAGAGGCAAUUAAACAAAAACUAAAUCAAGAUCCACAAAUAUUGCUGGAUAACAUUAACCAAAUAUGUGACGGAUUUGUAGGAGACUCUUCAUGUGUGAGUCUUGUGCAGAGUGAAAACAAGCUUCAGGAUCAGCUGGUGGUGCUAAAAUCUGAACAGAGUGAUUUAAAGCUACAAAUGGAGGCCCAACGUAUUUGUUUGUCUCUGGUUUAUUCAACUCAUGUGGACCAAGUACGUGAAUGCAUGGAAAAUGAAAAGGAGAUUGCGCUUUCUGCUCUUAAAGAAGAACUCCAGUUCCAUCAUGCACAAGAGUUGCAUGAACUUAAGAAAAAACAGCUGAAUCUCCAGACUAUGAAAGAUCAAAAUCCAGAUGAAGAAGGCCAAGUUACAAGGUUACAUCUAGAAGGACUUAGCAAAACAAUAGCUGAAGAAUGCUCUAAGCUCACUCAGUCACUAGGCAGCAUUCUGCUUGAAAAAUCUUCAACUGUUGAUGAUGCUGGAGAAAGAGAGAAAUCUAACACAACAUUAAUGUCUAAAUCAGAAGCUCAAGUUUUGCAAGGAACCCUGCAAACUCUUCUGAGCAAGAUAAUGGAAGAACACCACAAACUGGUGGAAUAUCACACACAAUUUAUGAAAGACAGAAAAAAGAUUGAAGAGCAGCAAGCAUCACGUGCAUGUGAUGAAAAAGAAAUUGUCAAUCUGCCACAGAAUGCAGAAAGUUCACCUACUCCAUCACAGGAUAUUACUGAUCUUCAAGUUAGGUCACCAUGUUGGGAAGAGCUUAAAUCUCAGCUUGAAGAGCAACAUGUUCAAGAAGUUGAGAAUCUGCGAUCCUAUUUUCAUCAGCAAUUGAAAGACACAGAGAAAAGAUAUACUGCAGAGAUAGUCCACUUACAAAGUAGACUCCAAGAUGCCAGUGACUCUUCUGAAUGUUUUAGAAUUUCUUUGGAACCAGAAGUAAAUGAUGAGAAGGAUAAAGGGAAGCAUGCUGAAAGUGAACAACAACGUGCUGAGAGGGCAACAGAGCUCUCUGAUGUAGUUGGUGUUGAGUUCCUGGAAAAACAAUACCAAGAAAAAUUGUUAGAAGAAAUAGCAAAGGUUGUUGUAACAAUGAGUGUAGAAUUUGCACAGAAAAAUGAACUAGCAAGAAUUGCUGAGCUAAAGGAGGAAGAAAUGUCAUUGAUGGUACCAAUACACACUCAAUGGGGAAAAGAACUUGAUACAAAAGAAUCUUUUGAAGAAUUGGAUAGCCAUAGAAAUGAAGAGAGAGGUGCUGAAAAUAAAGAAUUAAAAUCACUUAGCAGAGAGAUUAGUGAAGAGUGUGGUAAAACUUCAUGCCUUGAGGGACAAUUUCAGCCAGAUGUUAAAUCUGCUGAGAUACCUGACUUUGAUUCAAGGCUUUCAACAGACACUUCCUCUAAUGAUAAGGAGCUUAUGCAAAAGAGUUGUCUGAUUACCAGGGAGGCUUCACUCUCCAGCAUAGUGUCUUCAAGUCAGAUAUCACUGUAUGAAGAACGUUUGGAAGAUAUGCGCCAAGAGCUUGUCCGUCAGUAUCAAGAACAUCAGCAGGCAACAGAAGUGUUGAAACAAGGUCACAUGCAGCAAAUGGAAUGGCAAAAAGAAAACCAAGAACAGCUUUUGGCAGAGCUUGAGAGACUUAAAGUGCAAUUAGCAGAGAGUUUGACGUUGGACAGUGAAAACAUCAUCACGGAAAGAGAGCAAAUGCUUUUAGAGGAACUAGAGUCACUAAAGAAGCAGUUGAUACCUGGGAGAGAGAAGCUGUCCUGUGAUCUAAAACACAGUGGUACUCAAACACAGAGUGAAAGUGCAAUUGAAACUGAAUCUACAGAGAUUUUAGAAGGUGACAGUGGAGAAGGAAAACAUAAAGAAACCUCUCCGGACAGCCUUUCAAAAGACAGGUGUACCUUGCAGAAAGCCAAUAACAGACUGCUGAAGAUUCUGUUGGAGGUUGUGAAAACCACCGUAGCUGUAGAAGAAACAAUUGGUCGCCAUGUUGUGGGGCUGCUAGACUGGUCAUCGAAAUGUCAGUUGCCUUUCAAAAGUCUUGAAUGGGAGGCGAAAACAGAAGACUCCGUAAAACCGAGCAUCCUUGUGGGAUAUGAAGCAGAAAAGUCAUCCUGUUCGUAUCAUGGCAGUGAUCUGAAAGGUGAUGAUGGUAAUAUGUGGUCAGAGGUCACAGACGAAAGCCUCGAGGUCACCCAGUACCUUACGGAGCAUGGCUUUGCUGGAGUGCAGAUAGACUCGGAAAAUGAAGAGCUGGUUCUAAAUAUCAGUUCUCGGCUUCAGGCUGCAGUUGAAAAACUUCUAGAAGCAAUCAAUGAAACCACCAAUCAGCUUGAACAUGCAAAAGUUACGCAGACAGAACUUAUGCGAGAGUCCUUUAAACGGGACCAAGAAGCCACUGAGUUACUCAAAUGUCAGGAGGAAUUACAAGAGCGGCUUGAUGAAGAAGUUAAAGCUCGAGAACAGUUGGCAUUGGAGCUCAGCAAAGCAGAGAAUCUUAUUGAUGGCUAUGCAGAUGAAAAAUCACUUCUGGAAAAUCAAAUCCAGGAAAAAACAGAUGCAAUAGACCAUCUUGAGCAAGAGCUUCUUUGUACAGGUAACAAAUUGCAGGAACUAGAGGCUGAGAGGCAGCAGCUUCAAGAAGAGAAGGAGUUACUCUUCAGACAAAAGGAUGCUAUGAAAGCUGAUGCAGGACCAAUAGAACGACGCCUAGUAGAUGCUGCAGUCGAUGCAGCUUCCCAAGCAGAGUUGCUGGCCGAGACAGAAAAGCUAAUGAAGGAAAAAAUAGAAGUGCAGCGACAAGCUGAAAAGGAAUAUGACUACCUUCAAAAGCAGGUGAAGGCACUGGAAACAGAUAUAGAGGAGCAGGUCAACCGUUUUUUGGAGCUAGAACAAGAAAAGAAUGCAGAACUAAUGGAUCUAAGGCAACAAAACCAAGCCCUGGAGAAACAGCUUGAGAAAACAAAAAAAUUUCUAGAUGAGCAGGCAAUUGAUAGGGAGCAUGAGAGAGAUGUGUUUCAGCAAGAGAUUCAGAAGCUGGAGCAACAGCUAAGGAUUCCCCAAAGAUUUCAGCCAGUCAACGAACACCAAAACAGAGAGGUUGAGCAGUUAACAAAUCACCUCAAAGAAAAGACAGACAAAUGCAGUGAGCUUUUACUCUCUAAGGAGCAGCUUCAGAGAGAUGUGCAAGAACGGAAUGAAGAAAUUGAGAAGUUAGAGUGCAGAAUCAGAGAAGUGGAACAAGCCUUAAUGAUCAGUGCAGACAGUUUACAAAAGGUGGAGGAAAGGAAGCAGUUUGGCUCUGCAGCAAUGAGGGGAGAUUUGCCCCUAGAAGCACAGUUACAGGCUGAACAAGAAGCUGUAGACAGGAAAGAAAAAGAGAUCAUAAAUCUUGAAGAACAAUUAGAGCAGUUCCGUGAGGAACUAGAAAACAAAAAUGAAGAAGUACAACAGUUGCACAUGCAAUUAGAAAUCCAGCGAAAAGAAUCCACUACACGGCAACAAGAACUUGAGCAAGAAAAUAAAAUUUUCAAGGAGGAAAUGGAAAAAUUGGGACUAGCUGUCCCGAAUCCUGAAGAUACUUCCAUACAGGAUCAUCAUCCGGUUGUUGGAAAAUUUAUUAAGAUCAUUCAGGAGAAGGAACAGGAAAUAAAUGAACUUCAUGAACAAAUUUCAAAACUGCAACAGCAACUUGAAAUUACAACAGAUAACAAAGUGAUUGAGGGGAAAAAUGAGCACAUAAAGGAACUGGAGGCCCAAAUAGAAUAUUUAAAGAGUGACCAAGAACGUGUAAAGGAAAACAAUGAGCAGGAAGUAGAACAACUAAAUGAAGUUAUUGAAAAACUUCAGCAGGAGUUGGCAAAUAUUGAGCACAAGAUACCGCUGGACUCUUCAUUGACUCAGGAGGAUGCAGAUAAUUUAAAACACCAGCUUGAUGUAGUGUUGACAGAAAAAGAAGUAUUGGUGAAGCAAGUAGAAAAUAAUGUUGUAGAGUUAUCCCUUGUAAAGAAUGAGCUUGAGGAAACAAAAUUAAAAAUGAGCAAGUUAAGGAAAGAACUAGAUGUAUUGAAGGAGGAUCAUGAAAGAAUGGGAGAAAAACAUGAUGUACCCAUGAGGAAUGGUGUGGCUGAAGAAGGGGCAAAGAUGAAUGAAAAAACUCAAAAUCUGGUUGCUGCAAAUGAGAAGGAAAUGAAAAUAUUAAAUGAAAUCCCUCUUGGCUAUGUGAAUGAAAACGCCAAAGAUUCCUUCAUUAACACAGACACAAAAUUGCAGCAGCUGCAAAAAGCUCUUGAGGAAAAAGAUUCAGAGCUGAUCCAAUGUUACAACCAUAUCAAGGAUUUAAAAGAGCAAGCCCAGGCAGAGUCAGAAGAAUAUAAGCAGAAAAUAGUAGAGCUGGAAGAAACACUUAAGCAAAAGGUUGCUGCAGCCCUUGUGAGUCAAGCUCAGCUGAAUGUGAUUCUGGAGGAAAGGAAGUUUCUCCCUAAAAUGCAGGUGGCUUCAGGAGAUGCUGAGGAAGUUGUGAAAACUACUUCAACAGAGAAAAUAACUAGCACACAGAGAGAAGAUGCAAAAUCUAGAUUAUCAGUGUUAUUGGAGAAGCUCUCAGAGAUGGAGAAUCAACUGGCAAGUGCACACAGUGAUCUGCAGCUAGAGAAAACAAAAGUGGAAAUUGCAGAAAAAGAAGCGAAGGAAAAGGAAGAGAGACUUACUGAAUUACGGCAACUACUAGCAGAAGUAGAUGAAAAGCACAAGAGAGAGAAAACAAAGAGUUCUAAGCAAGGAAAAGUGCAAACCCUUCAGAUGGGCACAGAACUGCAGGAAAACGAAGAAAGAAAGAUACUGACUGCUGAUCCUGAACUAGAGAGAGUCAAAGCUGAGGCUGCCGCCGCCAAGGAAGAGCUUAAUAAUUACAGAGAAAAAGCAGAGAAAUUUAAAGAGGAGUUAAUGGUAAAAGAAACAAGCAUGCUUCAUCUUCAAGAAGAACUAAGACGAAUCAAGGAUAAGCUAGCUCAGGCGGAAGAAAAACUUGCACAAUAUGUGAGGAAGGAAAAUAGCAUUAACAAAUUGGAGAGGGGAUGUACCAAAGACCCUACUAUCAGCAGAACAAACACAUCAUGUCAGACAGAUAAAGCACUGCACAUCAAUAGCUGCAACCAAACUUCCCAACUCCUUGUCAGAAAUGAAGCAGUCCAAAUAGAUUUACAGAAUGGGUGUUCUUCAGAGGAAGUGGCAGAAAUCAUAAGAAAAUUCAGUGAAAAAAUUGACCAAAUGCAAGAACUACAUGCUGCUGAAAUAAUAGACAUGGAGACACGGCAUAUCUCGGAAUCGGAAGCCUUAAAGAGGGAGCGGAUUAUUGCAGUGCAGGAAUUAACUGAAGAAUGUAACACUUUGAAGGACAUCAUAGAAGCCCUGAGAGAUAAAGAGGGGAUUCCUGGUGUAACACAGACUGCAUCUUCUAAUGCCAGAGAUGGAGGUUCUAGUGACUCUAGUUCAGACUGGAGCCAAGGAGCAUAUCUUGCACCAAGUCAAGGAUCAGAUACUGUAUUGGAAGGAAUAGGAGAUGAUGGUGAAGCUGCAACAGAUUUUCUUCCAAAGAAAAUAAAGGGAUUGUUAAGUGCUAUUCACCAGGAAGGUGUACAGGUGCUCUCUCUCACAGAAUUUCCUUUCAAUGAAAGUGAUGUACUUCCUCUUAAACAACGGCCAGAAUUGUGGCUGGAAGAACGUAAAUCUUUCCUGAGCACUGUUUCAUCUCUGAAGGAUUUAAUUGCCAAAAUGCAGUUUCACAGGGAAGCAGAGUUCCAUGCAGGAUCUGAAUCUUCUGAAGGUGUCUCACACUGGCGAACUGAACUCCUGUAUGCUGUUCAGCAAGUGUUCCAAAAGGAAAAGGAUGUUCUUCUAGCAGCAUUUCAAACAGAAUUGGCUGGAGUAGGCAUCAGGGAUGCCAUGACACUAAUAGAUCAACUGGAAAAGAGACUUCAGGAACAGGGCACAUAUCAGAAAUCUGCUUUGGAUUGCAUUCAGAAUGCAGACAGAAGGAGUUUCUUAAUGGAAAUCAGAUCAUUGCAUGCUCAGCUGAACAACAGGAGAACUGAUCCAGAGAAGGAACUGGAAAUAGAACCAAAAUGUCAAGAAUUGCUGGAAUAUAACACAGAGAUGCAAAUGGAGCUUAGUAGUACAAAAGACAAAGCAGCUGAGCUUCAGGAGCAGUUGAGUUCCGAGAAGAUGGUGGUUGCAGAGCUGAAGAAUGAACUUGGACAAACUAAACUAGAACUGGAAACAACACUUAAAGCCCAGCACAAGCACUUAAGAGAUCUGGAAGCCAUCAGAAAUGAGCUUAAAGAAAAAACGGCAGAACUACAUAUGUUAACAGACACAUUGGUGAGUGAACAGAAGAAAUCAAGAGAGCUUCAGUGGACAUUGGAGAAAGAGAAGACAAAAAUGGAACGCAGUGAGGAAAGAGGAAAAGAAGAGCUUGAGGACUUAAAAUUUUCUCUUGAGAAUGAACAAGAAAAAAAUAUAGAGUUGAAUAAUCUUUUGGAGCUUGAGCGACAGCUGUCCAAUGAUUUGCAAAAGAAGAUUGAGUCACAAGAAGCUCUGGAUGCAGCCCAGUUAUCACAGGAGCGCAGCUGUAACUCUGAGCUUCAGAUACUCCUUGAAUCGGAGAGGUUCAGAGUUCUUGAAAUAAAUAGUGCACUAGAAAGGGAAAAAGAGUUGUGUGCCCAGCUUCAGAUGGCAGAACAGAAAAGGCAGGAUGGAACUCUUCAACCAGCUGAAGAAUUACUUCAGGAUCUGCAGAAACAACUGGGUGAAAAGCACGAUCGUAUAGUAGCAUUGGUUAGUGAAAUGGAGCGGUAUAAGCUGGAAUCAGUGCAACUGAAACAACAGGUGGAAAAAGAGAAGCAGGUUCAGAGGAAGACUCUACAAGCAGAACAAGAUGCUAAUAUCCUGGCACAGAAAAAAGUGCAUGAACUGGAGUCCAAAGUGGAAGAUCUCCAGUGGCAGCUUGGAGAAAAGAGACAGCAGGUUCAUCAGCUGCAGUGUGAAGAGAAAAGAUUGCAAGAGAAAAUCCAAGAAUUACAACAAACAGAGCAGAGGCUAGAGACAGGAAUAAAAAUGGACAAAACAACAUAUCAAAAUCUAAACGAGACUACUUGGGAUGCCUCUAGUGAGAGAACAAGAAAGUGGGUUUUCCAGCAGAAAAUGGGAGGAGCCGAAAAAAAUGAAUUAUCCUAUUCUGCCCUAAUUGGUAUGAGAGGAGGAGGAGAUGCUGCUGAGGAAUCCCAAGAUCUACAGGCAGUUAGACAGAAGCUGAGACAUGCCUCUUCCAUGCUGAAACAGCUGGCUAACAAAGCUGCCCAUAGGUUACCAUUUGAGAAAGCAGAUGAUGAAGAUUUAGUUGGGAUACAAAAUAAUAUUGAAGAAGUUCUCUUGCAGUUGCAAAUGUUAUCUAGCUUGCCCAACAUGGAAACAGAGAUUAAUUCAGAAUUGCCACUGUCUGCAUCAUUGACUGAAAGAUUGCUAAAACAAAAUGCUGAAUUGACUGGCUUUGUUAGCAGACUGAGUGAGGAAAAGAACAAUUUGAGAAAUGCUGUCAUGAAACUGGAGGAGGAACUUAGACGAUAUCAGCAGAGAACAUCCUGUGGAGACCCUUCCUUUAGACCAUCACUGCACAGUGGAGGAAAUGUUGAUGCGCUCAUUGCUUCUGAAAGAGAGAUCUGGAACAAAGAGAAAUUGACUCUGCAACAGUCCCUGAAGCAAGCAGACGCUGAGCUAGCCAAGCUGAAGGCAGAAUUAAGGAAUGAGGCUUUUCUUAGAGAACUGGGAUCAGAUUCAGAAAAUGCUGCUUUAAAGAGAAUUUAUGGAAGAUAUUUGAGAGCAGAGAGUUUUCGGAAGGCUCUGAUAUAUCAGAAGAAGUAUUUGCUGCUCUUACUGGGUGGCUUUCAAGAGUGUGAAGAAGCCACCUUAUCUCUCAUUGCAAGAAUGGGCGGGCAGCCUUCCUACACAGACCUAGAGGUCAUUACACGCCGUUCAAAGGGUUUUACGCGGUUCCGCUCAGCCGCUAGAGUGAUAAUUGCAGUUUCAAGAAUGAAGUUCCUAGUCCGACGGUGGCAUCGGGUUACUGGUUAUAGUUUAAUAGGCAUCAACAGAGAUGGUUUUAGCCAAAACACAGGUAAUGAAUUACGGCCUGAUUCAUUCUCUGGUGGACUGGAACUUUAUGGAGAACACAGGCAUUCUUCUUACAGAUCCAGAUCAGAGUUGGAAUCCCUCAGAUCUCCUCUAAGCUAUCAACACAGGUACCAGGGCAUCCAUACUGAUCUAAACCCAGUUUCCCUUGCAUGUUCUCAGCUGCAAAAUUACGAUCCCGACAGGUCUUUAACAGAUUAUAUCAAUCGUUUGGAGUCUCUACAGAGGCGACUUGGAAGUGUACAGUCAGCACCCGCUUCACACACUCAGCUGCACUCUGGUAUCAGAAGAUAAUCUUUGCAACAUCUUCACCGCUGGUAGUGACAUCAAAUGAAAUAAAUGCCUUCUGCAAAUCUGUGCUCCUGCUGUGCUUUUGUAUGCUGAUAUUGUGGGACCAACAUGAACACAGCGCAAUGAUUGUAUGCAGUGCAUCUUGCUGGCACCUCCACAGAGACUGGAACUUGUGUAUAUAAGCACUUUUUGUGGUUAUUCAGAACUGAUCAUUUAAAUUUCAUGUAUAUUUGUGGAAUGCUAAUUUAAACCAUUAAAUUAUUUUAAAAAGUGUGUAUUUAUCAAAUGGGUGAGAGGAUGAAACUUUUCUGUACUGAGAUUGCUUGAAUGUGUAGCUCCAAGUGCACAACCCUUUCUGAUGAGGCUAUGUGAAGGACUUUUCAUGAUUUUAUCCUAUUUGCUACUGGCACUGCAGAGAGAAAUAACACUUGUAGAGACCUAUUUUUGUAAAGGUUAGAAGUUUUGAAUUUUAUGGGUAUUUUGUCAAAGUACUGAAAUAAAGAUUUCAUCCUUUUAA
Molecule: messenger RNA, 12433 nt
Organism: Hemicordylus capensis (graceful crag lizard)
Lineage: Eukaryota; Metazoa; Chordata; Lepidosauria; Squamata; Cordylidae
Gene: AKAP9
Product: A-kinase anchoring protein 9
Exons: 51
Coding region: 223-11919 (3898 amino acids)
Biological process (GO): maintenance of centrosome location; regulation of ventricular cardiac muscle cell membrane repolarization; signal transduction
Cellular component (GO): centrosome; Golgi stack; synaptic membrane
Molecular function (GO): protein kinase A regulatory subunit binding; DNA binding; potassium channel regulator activity
Source: RefSeq, a predicted model, not a curated record